This is a messenger RNA of Chlamydomonas reinhardtii, 7310 nucleotides long. RefSeq lists its product as uncharacterized. The record is from RefSeq and is a predicted model, not a curated record. Lineage: Eukaryota; Viridiplantae; Chlorophyta; Chlorophyceae; Chlamydomonadales; Chlamydomonadaceae. Bases 159 to 6197 code for a protein of 2012 amino acids. The transcript is spliced from 9 exons.
AAAGUGCAACCUACAGCAGGAAGAAUGACCUAAGACUUAAGCAUCCUAUGAAAGCCUAGUAGGUGUGCACAACGAUUGCAAUUUGUGCAGUCUCACGGACUGCUCCCCUGGUCAAAUGCCCUUAACUAUAAGAUGUCAAUGAUGAUAAUGAAGCGCUCAUGAGCUCUGGGUCGCGGUUCCUGCUUUCUGGCCCGGGUACAGGAACACCGCGAAGCGUGCUGGCGGCAUGGACUGAAGCCAUCAUCACGGCGGGCCGGGAGCUAUCGCGGGAGUUGCCCAACUCCAGCGGCGCACCCUGCUCCGUGAACGCGCCGGCGCGCGCCGUGACGGAAUGCAGGAGGGCAAUAUAUUGCACGCCGGGUGCGCAGCGGCUCGCAGGCGUGACGCCGCGGCAUGGGCUGCAGUACCGGCGAGGCUUGCACACGGGGCACGGCGCUGCCGCCAGCGAGCCUGCAAUGAGCUUUGAUUCUGGGUCAGGGCCGCCCGAACACAGCUUUGCGGCUUCAGCAGCGCUUGGCAGCUGCACAGCGGCGGACGUUGACGCGGCGCAAAGCACGCUGACGGGCAUCGUGGGUGCCGGUGCCAGUGCGGCGGGACCGCAGCGGCCCCCAGUGGGUUGCACGGAGGGACCGGACCUGGCGGAGCUUGCACAGAAGUGGCGCAGCGUAGCAGCAAAGGCCGAGGCAUGGCCGCGCUACGGCUCUGCUGAAGCCGCUGCUGCAAGCAAUGGCAGCAGCGGCAGUAGCUGCAGCGGUGGCAGCGGCGGCGGCAGCGGCAGCGGUGUCGGCGCAGAAGGCCCGGGCGCAGAUCGGGGGCAGCGGUGGGACCGCCAGGCGUACAAAUCACUCAUCGGCCCCACGUGCGAGGCCCUGGACGCGGGCCCGCACCACUUCGUGCACGCGUACCGGCACUUGCCGCGGGAGGCGGGCGCCGGUGCGGCCGGUGCGGGCGGCAGGAGCUUGGACGUCGCAGCCCUGGUGGACGUGACGGGCGCGGUGGUCACGCUGAACCGACUGGCUGGCUUUGAGCCGCCCUGGGACUUCCGGCGGAGCCUGGUGGCCGCGGCGACGGAGGCAGUGCGCAGCGCAACGUGGCCGCAGGCGGCGGCAUUGCUGCGGGACACGCUUGCGCUGCAGUCGGUGGGCCGCGUCUUCUUUGCUCGACUGCUGGCCCGGAUAGGUCUGGCGCUGUACAAGGAGGGGCACCUGGGGGAGGCGGCGGCGGUGCACGGCGCGCUGCGCGCCGCGUUCGGGACCAGGUACGCCGUCGACACCGGCAGCGCCACGGUCGGCGGGAGGUUUGGCAGCGCCAGGGAUGAGUUCGAAGGCGGCAGGCCGGUCACGAGCAGUUUGGAGCUCCGAGUCUCGCACUACCGCCGUGCGUUCAGCCGGCAGCUGGCGCGGGCGGGGCAGCCGCCGCUCUCAGACGCCGACAUCCUUGCCGCAGAAACGGCGAUGGGGGUGGAGGAGACGGCCAGCCUGCUCAGCAGCAUAGCGAUGAUGUUGCGCGGCGGCCACGGUGAUGUGUCUCCGGAGAGCGAGGGUGCGGCGCUGUCACGCCAAGUGGCGGGCACGUUCAGGUGGCUGUUGGCCUACCUGCCGCCGCUGCUGCCCACGCUGCCGGGCGGCCCAGCGGCGGUGCUGCCGGCGCUGCGGGAGAUAUCGUCCUGCGGCUGGAACCACAGCGGCGACACAAGUUUCCUGGAAGCGGUGGCAACCUACCUGGCCUCGCCAGCCCGGCCGGAGGUAUCAGCAGGCGCCGGGCUGCCAGCGGGAGGGCUCCUCGCGGACCUGUCUCCGCCUCCGCCGGUGCUAGUGGGGCUGUCGCCUGGGCAGCUGGUGGAGGUGCUGGAGUGCUAUGCACGUGCGGGCGUGCACCACGAGGCGCUGAUGGAGCGGGCAAUGGACGUGGCGGAGCGGGGGCUGCACGGCUUCACAGCGCUGCAGGCGGCACGCAUGGCGGUGGUGUGCGCGCGCUUCUCCCACUCCCGGCCGGCGCUGAUGCGGCGCAUGGCGCACCACGUGGGUGCCGCACUGCCCGCCGCCGUGCCGCCCUGCGACGUGGCGGCCAUGGUGGCGGCGCUGGCGCGGGCGGGGCAGCGCGAGGAGCGCUUCCUGGCCCUGGCGGCGGCGUACGGCAAGGAGCACGCCGAGGCGCGGCUGGCGGCGAUGGACUUGGAGGCGCACGCGCUGCAGCCGGUAGGAGCAGGGACAACAGCAGGAGGAGGCGGAGGUGGAGCGGCGGCGGUGCAUGUGCAGCCGGCGACCGUUGAGCAGAUCUGGUGGAGUGGCGAGCUUGAGGAGGCCGGCAACGGAGCAGCGGCAGUGGGAGGCAGGGCAGCGGGGCGAGCGGGCCAGGCUUCACGGGACGGCGCCGGUCGCGAUGGCGGUGGCGGCGCCGACGGUGGCCUACCGGUGCGCGCUCCGUUCGGCGAAUCGCGGAUGUUGAGCGGCGCGACGGCGCGAGCACGGGCUGGGGAUGAAGAGGAGACGUCAAGAACCGCUGCGGCACAGGUGGCGGCGCAGGCUGCCGCUGUGGUGGCGAUGGCGCAGAUGACCAUCGAGCGGCGAAGCAAGGGGCUGCCACCUGGGCUGCUGGCUGGCGGCGCAGACGCAGCUUCCAGCGGUGGCGCGGUCGUGAGCUCGGCCGCAUGGGAGGCCGAUGCUGGGGCAGGGCAGGUGGCGAUGCCGCUAGGUGGUGCCGUGGCGGCGCCAUGGGGGAAUGCACUAGCAGAAGCGCCGCCGCCGGUCGUGCCGGCGGUAGGCGCCUCGGGAGGAACAGCUGUCCAGGCUUGGCAAGUAGGGCAGGACGCAGCAGCUGAGCCGCUGGCGGGGCGUGCUGUCUCGAACGUGGUCGAUUCCUCGGGAUGCUCUGCGGCCGCUGCGCCUGUAUCCAAAACAGUGACGGCAUCCCGCGCGACGGCAACGGGAGUAGCGCAAGGCUGUAGCGGGCUGCAUCUGGAGGCCGAGGCACCAGCAGGGCAGCAGGAUCUCGCGGUGCCGGAGCCUGUGGUCCUGGAGGAGCUCUUUGCAGCUGAGGCCGCAGCGGAGGCCCCACACACUGCCUGGCAGCAGCCUGAGUCUGCGUCACAGCCUCUUGUGCAGGGUUCAGGCACUCCAAACAGUGCCGCUCACACCGCUGCGCGUGCUGGCGCUGACGUGGGGGCGGCGGCUGCAGCGGGAUCACGGCACGUGGCGGCAGCGGCCGCCGUGCACGUGCAACACGGCCAGGUGGAUACUGCUUCACCAGGCGCCACAGGCGCCACAACGGAAGUAACGGACGCCGGCCAGGAAUCGGAUACGGAUGCGGCAGCGGCCGAGGGACCGGCGCUUAGCGGCAGGACGCGGUACCGCCGCCUCAUGCGGGCAUGGGCUACAGAGACCAGGAGGCAGCAAUCACUGGAUCCACGCACAGUGUUACUGGUCGGCAAUGUGCAGUUCAGCAAUACGCCCAUGGAGCUGCUGCAAUUCCUGCGCCAGACGACGGCGGGCGGCUGCGUGCACACGAUGUACAUGCCGUACGACACCCGCCUCGCGGCGCUGCGGCGGCCCAACAAGGGCGUCGCCUUUUUGGCGCUGGACGGACCCAACCACGCGAAUAACCUGAAGCGCUGGCUCAUUGACAGGCGCUUGCCGGGCCGCGACACGCUGGCACACGUUGAGUACAAGGAUGGGGUGUCGCACGGCAAUGAGCUGCUGAACGGCCGCAUGCUGAAGACCGUGGAGGGCGGCCCGCUGUACGGCUCGCCACCGGACGGGCCGAACCUGUGGCCCAUGCUGCUGUACACCAGCUUUGCCCUGCGCGGCCAGAUCCAGCCGCUGGACCCCCGGGACACGGUCAUGUACGAGCUGGAUCUGCCCAACCAGACCCAGUUCAAGCUAAGCUACUUUUCCAGCGCGGACGGCAGCAGUAGCAGCAGCAGCAGUAGCAGCAGUAGCAGUAGCAGCAGGCGGGAGGCGGCGCCGACGCUGCUGACGGCGGAGCACCUGGCGGCGGUGGCGUACAGCAUGCACAUGGUGUCGUACGUGCACCCAGGGUUCGUGGAAGUGGUGGGGCGGCUGAUGUGCACCCUCAUGAGGCGCGUGCUGCAGCACCCUCAGGCAGCCGCCGCCGUGCUGCCGCUGCCCGAGGAUGCCUGGGCCGGGUCCAAGAGCGGCAGUGGCAGCGGGAGCGGCAGCGGCAGCGGGAGUGAUGCACUGCAGAGCGGGAGCAGUGCCGAAGACGGAGAAGGCGACACCGAUUUGUACGAGGCGGGGUGGCGCGGGAGCGCUCGCGGCAAGCAGCUUUCGGACUAUCAUCUGCUGGACCCGCUGUCGUUGCUUGACAAGACAAUAGCGGCACACGGGCAGCCGCUGGUGGUUCGGGCGCGGCCGCCCGGCGACGACCCCGACACACACCAGCACUGCGCUAGCGCCGGCAAAGAGGGGCUGCAGCAGCAGCACCUCGGGCCGCACGCCCAACGCAGCAAACCUCAGGCUCAGAACGGGCUCAACGAGCAGCAGCGUCAGCAGAUGGGCGCGACGGCGGAGCUGCCGCCGCUCAAGGCCGCGCUUCACACGCUGUGCGCCAUGGCGCGCCACCCCAAGCCCGACGUCACCGCCUGGGCCGAGCUGGCGGACAGCUGUGCGGUGGCGUUGCACGGCUGGUUGCCGCCCGAGGCGCCGGAGCCUGCGGUGGUGGCUGCGCUGUCGGCAGUAGGCAGCUGCGGGCGGACGCCGCCCCAGCCGCCACUUGGCUCGGCGCUGCAUGCAACCGGCGCCACCCAGGGCGUGCCAAGCGAUGGGACCGUGACGGUAGUACGGGCGGACAGCGGCAGCACAGCGCUGCGCUUAAACGCGGCGCAAUCUGCCCUUCCGCCCUGCACGCCGCUGCCUCACCGCUUCAUCUUCGACGUGUACGUCAAGCUGCUGGCCCAGGCGCUCAGCGCCGCCGCCGACAGCCGCCUGCCGCAGGCUGCGCACGGCGCGCUCGCGGCGGUGGCCGCCGGCCUGCUGCGCUGCCACAUGCUGCGCAUGCGCACACGUGCCGCCUGCGACCUCCUCCAAGCGCUGGUGCGCUUGCACCACCCCGGCUCGGGGCUGCUCGUGCGCGCCAUGGUGCCGCUGCUGGUGCAGCAGUCCGGCCGGCUGUCCCCGGGAUCCCUCGUCAGCCUGGCGUGGGCGUGCGCGCGCACCGGCGCCUGCCGCGACGAACCGGGGGUGAUUGCACGGCUGGCGAGGCGGACACGAGUGCUCAUCGCCUCUGACGGGCUGCCUACCAGCGCGGCUGUUCAAAUGCUGUGGGCGUUCUCCACGCUUCAGUACGACGAUCGGCCCAGUCUUGCGAAGGGGGGCGACGUGGCAGGGGCCGCCAGCGCCCUCGAAGGGCCCUUGCUGGGAAGGCGCGCGCGUGCUCCAGGCUUUGGGCCGCGGCCAGGAGACCAGGCGGCGGCUACAUGGCGGUGGGACGGUGGCUGCAGCCGCAGCAACAGCGGCGUGUAUGCGGAGCUGCUGCAGCUGCUUCUGAACCGCUAUGAUCUCACCGCGCGCGACCUGCUACUGCUGCAGGAGGCUUUCGCAUCCGCGCGCAGGCAGCAGCAGCAACCUGCUGUGCCGGAACUUCACGGUAGUGACAUGGCCGACGCGGCAGCGCGGCCGCCGCUGCUUCCAGCGAUGCCGUCAUUCCUGCAGGAGCUGAUCAACGCUGCGACACAUCCUCGGAGCACCAGUGUCGGGGGCAAUAACACCGAGGCCGCGCGGGCCGCCGCCGGCACCGACGGCAAGCGGCGGUUGGACAACGCGCCGCUCUUCAUGCGGCCCCAGCAGGGCGAUACCGCCCCUGCCGCCACUCCACAGGCCGUCGUGGUGGCAUCGGCAUCAGCACGGGCCUCAGAGCUCUCAUUGGCCGCGGGCUCCAUGGCACAGUCUCAGCCAGCGCUUGGGCCCGACACUGACGCUAGCCCCGCCGCUGCAUUUCCCGGAGGGGUGCCUGGAGCUGAAACCCGUGCUGCGGCUGGCGCAGCUGCCGAGAUGCGCCCGCAACAGCCGCCGAAGCAGGACCAGCCGCCGCCGCCGUCACCUGAGGCAGCAGCGCGUGAGCUCCUGGAGCAGAUUGCCAUUGCGCGCCGGGGCUUGGCGCUGGAGGAAGCUGGUGGGCUAGUUGUGAAGCUGCAGGUCCCGGAAACGAUUGAGGCACGGACACGGGGAGGCCUGCUGUAGGGGGCACCUCAUUUUAGGUUACAACAGCUGCCGCCGUGUGGAUUGCGACGCUGAUGAUUGGCAGGCAUGUACUCAAGACUUACGAAGCGCGGGCAGCAGGAGUCGGGAACGCGCAUGCACGUGUGGUAUACUGCGUUUGGUGUUAACGUCCAUAUAGAACAUGAAUUGUCGUGUCGUGUGCCGUGUUGGGACUGGGGCGGAAUGGUGGGCGCUGCAAUACUGCUUUUCUUUGACUGUAGGACUGAACGGGCUGCUUGCCCGCCUCACGUAUGUACGGACUCGUGGCGUGCGCGCAAGUAACGGUACGGUGUUGCGCGCCGUGAAAUCGCAACAGUGCGACACCUGGACUCUGACAUGGAACAUACAGGGAUGCAGUCCUACAUGGCACCUUUCGUGUAAGCAUGUAAAGAGUUCAGCCAGGUUGAGGCUUGAGAUAGAUUUUCGCUCGUGGAGGGGCUAUGGCAACUCACACACCGAAGCUCCGCCACGUAGCGGAACGCCUGCACGACACAACGCCCAGCAGCACGCUGCUGCCAACCGUCGGUGAUCGUGCGGUCCUGUUGGCUCGUGAUGGAACAUGGCAAGGGGCAGGAAAGCGUAGUCCCGAUGUGUGUGGCUCCCACCCGUGCCCACAUAAAUGCGUAGCAAGAAGGGACAAGGCAUUGGUGCGUCGUUCGCGCGCUGUUACUGUACCGACGGUAGCUGGCAGGUUGUGUCGAUGUUUUGCUGACGCGCAGAGUUUCGGCUGUGAGCGGCUGGCGAGGAGAGGCGAGGGCUGUUGCGUUUUGGAAGGCGGGCGGAAGGCCGCACACGCCGGGAGUCGGGCAGGCUGUAGAUUUCGCUGAAGCUGCGUUUGAGAAGGGAGCCGAAGGGACAGCUGGGGUGGGACAGCUGGAAGGGACAACUGGAAGGGACGACUGGAAGGGACAGCUGGGAGGGACAUCUGGGAGGGGACAGCGGAUGUGGGACUGCUGGGGUGGGACAGCUGGGGAGAGGCACGGGACAGCUGGCAUGGGACGCUGGGUGGCUGCAGAGGCUGGCAGCGCUGGGGCUGGUACGUAGGUGGGUACUUGGGUACGCGGCUGGAUGGAGCCCGGGCUCACGAAGAGCUCC